AUACAGUAUAACUGGAGAAGAGCGAGAGAGUUACGGUAGUUUUCCUAGCAGUUGAGUUGGUAUAGUGCAUUAUAUAAAUGACUGGAAAUAGCUCAUAUUUUAGGGCAGGGUUUCGUCGGAAUAACGCAAAAAUGGACGAAGUUGCCAAACGUAAGUAAGCUGGGGAAAUGUAUCGCUGUUUAGUGCAGUCAACAGCCAAAGGUAACAAUUAUGGCUUCUUGUGCCUUUUCCUAUUUGUGAUAAAAAACUGCUCGCCCAUGCCAUUAGAUGUCAUGGCUGUUCUGCUGAAUUCAUACAAGUGACAAUUAAGAAGUUAGUUCCUUGUUCGCUUAUCGGGCAGGGGGGUCAUUUUGGAGAAAUUAAGCCGAGGAUACGUUAACUAACCAGUCUGCUAACGUUAGCUAGUUAGCUACCGAACUAAAGCGAACUGCAAUGGAGCCAAAGCACAAAGAGUUGUUAGACCAAUGGCACCAAAACUUGCUGGACUCAAUAACAGACGCAGACCGGUUGAUUGAGUUGCUGAUACUCUCCGGUACUCUGAGCCAGCUCGACCGCUUCGAACUGGACCAAAACUGCUCUUCCUGCGCGGAGAAAGUGGACCACCUAUUGAAGAUGCUUGUGAACAAGGAAAGCGACCAUUUCCUCGAACUGUGUGUGGCCUUGGAGAAGACGUACCCUGAGCUGUAUUCUGCACUCUUUAGUAACGGCGGUGGACCGGUUGACCAUUCGUCUGGCUCUACGUACAGUGUUCUCUCCACCAUGCCAUCAGACUCUGAGAGUAGCAGCUCCCUAAGCAGUGUUGGUUCACCCCCCGGUACCGGUAACGGCUCAGCCUCGUCCCCACCCCUAGCCCUCAACGACAACCGGCCAGCUGGUGACAACCUGGACACCAUCCUGUUCCAGCUGCGCCAUGUGACCCGCGAGAGGGACGAGCUCCGCAAGCGUCUGGCCCUGGCAUCACCUGGCACCACCUUCGAUGAGUGCAGGCCAAAUUCCAAAGCCAGCCAUGACUAUGAGCGUCUGAAAAGCCAGUGUAUGAGGGCCAUGGCAGAUCUCCAGUCUCUACAGAACCAACACACCAAGACUCUGAAGAGGUGUGAGGAGGCCGUCAAGGAGGCUGACUUCUACCAUAUGCUCCACAGCCGUGUGUUAGGAGACCAGUCUCAGCUGAAGGAGGAGCUGGAGGUGUUGAGGAGAGACACCACUCAGCUGGUCAGGGAACACAACCACCUGAAGCAGAGCUGUGAGGAGCUCCGCAGGCUGCACAGCGAGGACCAGAAGGAGGUGGCCGACAUGAGGCUGCAGCAGCAAGAGGUGAUGAGAGAGAACGGUUCAUCAGAGGUUCUCAACAAGCUGUACGACACGGCCAUGGACAAGCUAGAGGGGGUGAGGAAGGAAUACGAUUCGCUGAGCAAACGCUACGGUGAAAAGGUAGCCAAUCACAACACGGACCUGAGCAGGCUGGAGCAGGUGGAGGAAGAGAACCGACGACUACAGAAACAGAUGGACAUGCUGCUGAAACAACGAGACAAGGCCAUACACUACCAACAGCAGUGCUCUACGUCCAUGAGGAGGUUUGACUCUGUACAACAGGAGCUGGACAAGUCUUCAACCCAGAACAAGGAGCUGCAGAGGGAGAUGGAGCGGCUGCAGUCGGAGGUGACGCGCUGUAAGAACUUCCAGCUGAAGGCAGUAAAGGACUGUGAGAAGUACAAGGAGGAGAGGGACUCUGUGUUCAACGAGUACAGGCUCAUCAUGAGCGAGAGGGACCAGGUGAUCAAGGAGCUGGACAAGCUGCAGACAGAGCUGGAGGCUGCAGAGGCCCGCCUCAAAAACACCUCGUCUGAAAGGAUGGUGGCCAGUGAAGAGAUGGAGGCUCUCAGACAGGAGCUGAACUCGUCGUUGGUGGACCGGGACAGAUCAAUCUGUGAGAGGAACGAGCUGUUGGAGAAGUACUGCCACGAGGUGAAGGACAAGGCCGAGGCCCAGAAGGAGCUGAGCCAAGCCUGUAAAGACAUCGAGACGGUCCGGGAGGAGAGAGACGUGGCCCGCAAGGAGAGGACAGAGGCCAUCAUACAGAGAGAACAGCUACUGAGAGAGUGCUACCAGGCUAGACAGAAAGAAGAUUCUGCCACUCUGGACAUAGAGCGGGUCAACAAGGAGAUGGAGGUGUUGAGGAAGCAGUACGAGGCCAUGUCCCAGGAGCUGAAGGAGGCGACGCAGGAGGCCGAGGUGGCCAAGUGUCGACGUGACUGGGCCUUCCAGGAGAGAGACAAGAUAGUGGCAGAGAGAGAGAGCAUACGGACGCUGUGUGACAACCUGCGUAGGGAGCGGGACCGUGCGGUCAGCGAUCUGGCCGAUGCCCUGCGUAACCUUGACGACAUGAGGAAGCAGAAGAACGACGCGUCACGGGAACUGAAGGAACUCAAAGAGAAGAUGGAGAGCCAGCUGGACAGGGAGGCAAGGUUCUGUCAGCUGAUGGCCCACAGCUCCCAUGACUCGGCUAUCGACACAGACUCUCUGGAGUGGGAGACUGAGGUGGUGGAGUUUGAGAAGGACAGGGAUGACAUGGAUUUGAAAGCACUUGGGUUUGACAUAGCAGAGGGGGUAAAUGAUCCGUAUUUACCAGGAGAUUGUGGAAUAUUUGUGACAAGAGUUGACAGAGGAAGUAUUGCUGAUGGAAGGUUAAGAGUGAACGAUUGGUUGCUGAAGUUAAAUGAUGUGGAUGUGACCAAUAAGGACAGGAAGCAGGUGGUGAAGGCAGUGCUUAAUGGAGGCUGGCUGAUCAACAUGGUGGUGCGCAGGAGGAAGUCUCUGGGAGGGAGGCUGGUCACCCCCAUACACAUCAACCUGAUCGGACACAAAGACAGUGGUAUAGGUCUGGAGAGUGGUGUAUUUGUGACGGCCCUGGUCCAGGGGAGUCCUGCUGCCAGGGAGGGAUCUCUGACAGUCGGAGACAGACUUAUCGCUAUCAACGGCAUCGCUCUGGACAACAAGUCGGUGACUGAGUGUGAGACUCUGCUGAGGAACUGCAGGGAGUCUCUCAGCCUCUCUCUCAUGAAGUUCUUCCCUCACAGUUCGUCAGGCCAGAGCAUCUUCGAGAGCCUGCGGGAGUCAUCGUCCAACGGCCGUCUCUCCGAGGUACACUUCAGGAACAGCCUCAAACACAACAGCUCCACACAGACAGACAUCUUCUGCCCAGACACGCGAGGAGGGGGUAGUAACGUCAACGUCCCAGGAGAGAGGAGGAAGGGCGGGGUGGGUGAACCUGAUGAGGGGAUGGAGGUGUACGGGGACAUCAGGAAGCCGUUCUCCAUGGGGUCUCUCCACUCCACCAGCCUCCGGCCGUCCUCUGACCUCGGUCUGGGUCCCCCGGGCCGCUACGGCCCCAGCGCCUUUCAGGAGUGCUGCUCUGGGUCCCCCUACGCCAAGGCCCCCCCACCCCCCAUGACCUAUGACCCCUCUAAUCCCCCCGACUGCAUCACCAUGGAGACCACCCUGGAGAGGAAGCACAGCGGCGGCACCUGGCCCAAGAUGAUCGUAGGCGGGAUGUCCGUUGCCGUGGAUACGACCACAGCGAUGACUCCGACCCAGCUGUCCAUCUUCAAGUCGCCCAAACAGAGGAAGUCCAUCUUCGACCCAGACGCCUUCAAAUUACGGCCUGAGACGGCGCCCCAGUCUUCCAAGAUGGAGUACCUGUCGCCCAGUCAGCUGGUGGCCCACUCCCCGCAGCCCUCCAAGACGGAGUCUCCCUCCUCUACGGCCACACCCACCCCUCCGACUCCGCCCACCCGCAGCGAUUCGUUCAAAUUCAAACACAAACAACAGAGCAGCUCUGCCUCCGACUGCACGCUCACCUCCGACGGGGGCAAAGGGGAGGCCGUUGCCAUGGUUAUGGGGGAGGGCAGUGGGGAACGAGAGAGAGAGCGGGAACGAGAGAGGGACAGGAAUGGGAACCACUACUUCCUGGAUGGGAAGGUCCUGACAUCGAGGAAGUCAUGUGACGAGGACAUUGGUCGCACCCGGGGGGAGGAGCCUGAGGUGAAGAGGCCCCGCCCUAAAUCUGCGCCAGCUCUCAGACGCAGGAUGACCCCCCAGUCCAUCACCCUACCCUCCUUCCAGAGCUACUCCAAUGACGAUCACUCUCCAGAGCCCAGAGAGAUGCUUCGCUCCUCCCCCAACCGCUCCCACAGACACAGUGUGGGCUUCGUCCCCACAGUCUACAACGGUACUCUGCCUGCAAACUCGGCCCAUCGUGGCCUAGCCCCGUGUCCAGCGGUGACUGCUGUGAUGAGGAACCCAGUCUACACAGUCCGCAGCCACAGAGUCCACACCAACAACUGUCCCUCUGUCUCCUCCCAGAUCUGUCAACACCAGCACAACAACCAACACCCCAGUCCACAGCACCAGGGGCGUCUGAGCCUGGACCUGAGCCAGAAGUGUCCAGCAGCAGACUACUCAUCAUCCUCGUCACGCAGCAGCAGCACCUCCCAUGGUACCAACUCACUACCCUCCAGCGCUCGCCUGGGCCUUGGUUGGUCCAGUAAGGUCCAGUACCGGACAGAGAGGAUAAAGGUACCCUCCACGCCCCGCUACCCUCGAUCCAUGCUGGGCUCUGACAGAGGCUCCCUGUCCCAUUCAGAGUGCAGCAGCCCCAGCCUCAUCACUCCACCCCACUCACCUCUCAACCUGGAGACUUCCUCGUUCGCCAGCAGCCAAUCACAGAGCUCUAUCUCCACCCUGCCUAGAAUCUCCGUCAGCCCUGUGCCAAUAGGAGAGCGCAGGAAAGACCGGUCUCUGUACCAUAACAGGUCUUUUCUGAGGAUCCCUCUGGCUGCUAGGCCGAGGUUCUCCUCUCUCAGGAGCCUCAGGCCGUACCUGGAGGAACCUCGGAACGUGAUUGUUCACAAAGGGGCGGAGCCUCUGGGCAUCUCUAUCGUCGGCGGCGAGAACGGUGGCAUCUUCGUCUCCAAGGUGACGGGAGGCAGCAUCGCCCACCAGGCCGGCCUGGAGUACGGCGACCAGCUCCUCGAGUAUAAUGGUAUUAACCUGCGUAAUGCCACGGAGCAGCAGGCCAGGCUGAUCAUUGGUCAGCAGUGUGACACCAUCACCAUUAUGGCUCAAUACAACCCCCACAUGUACCAGCUGGGAAACCCCUCACGAUCCAGUUCUCGUCUGGAGCCGGUGAGCAGCCAGUCAACGCCCCAGGGCAGUGGAGCCACCACCCCAGACAACCACUCUACUAUAGACACUCUGAGUGAACAGGACGAAGGAACCCUCACCCCCUCCUCCAAACAGACCACCCCUACAACUAGUCCUCACAGCUUCAGCAGGGUGUCGUCAGAGGGCAGUUGUAAGGUGUGUGAGCCGCGGGUGGUGACGGUGCGCAGGGCCCAGGGGACAGAGCUGGGGCUGGGGCUGUGUGGAGGGAACCUCCGGGGGGUCUAUGUAGAGAGACUGGAGGAGGACAGCCCUGCUAGGGGACCAGAGGGGCUGCAGCCUGGAGACCUCAUACUGGAGUAUGGGUCAGUGAAUAUGAAGAACAAGACGGUGGAGGAGGUGUAUGUAGAGAUGCUAAAGCCGGCUGAGACGGUCACUCUCAGAGUUCAACAACGACCGGACGACUUCAACAUGGUCAAAGACACACCGGGGGACGGCUUCUAUAUCAGAGCACUUUAUGAGCGGACAUCGGAGGCAGAGCUGGACCUGAGUUUUCAGAAGGAUGACAUCCUCUAUGUGGAUGAUACUCUACCAAAGGGCAGCUUCGGCAGCUGGAUGGUCUGGCAGCUGGAUGAGAACGCACAGCGGAUACAGAGAGGACAGAUCCCCAGCAAAUACAUGAUGGACCAGGAGUUUUACCGUAGACACAGUAUGACGGAGCUGAAGGACGACAAGGACAGUAAGAGCCUGUCUGCCGCUGCCAGGAGAUCCUUCUUCAGGAGGAAACACAAACACAAACGCAGCGGCUCCAAAGACGGCAAGGAACUGGUGGCUCAGGACGCCAUUAGCACAGACUCCAUACCAUUCCUAGAGGACUCUGUGAGCCUGGCGUACCAGCGGGUCCAGAAGGUAGAGUGUGUUUCUCCUAGGCCGGUCCUGAUCCUCGGCCCACUCUCAGACCCCGUCAAGGACAUGCUGGUCAAAGAGUCCCCCAGGAAGUUCUGCAGAUGUGUCCUGGAGGUGAUGAAGGCAUCCCAGCAGGCUAUAGAGCGCGGAGUCAAAGACUGCCUCUUCAUCGACUACAAACGCAGGAGUGGCCAUUUUGACGUGACCACUGUGGCCUCCAUCAAGGAGAUCACAGAGAAGGACUGUCACUGUCUGCUAGACAUCGCACCCCACGCCAUCGAGAGGCUACACAGCGUUCACAUCUACCCUAUCGUCAUCUUCAUCCGCUACAAAAACGCCAAGCAGAUCAAGGAACAGAAGGAUCCAGUGUAUCUGCGGGACAAGGUCUCACAAAAACAUUCCAAGGAGCAGUUUGAGGUUGCACAGAAGAUAGAGCAGGAGUAUAGCACAUUCUUUACAGGUAUUGUCCAGGGCGGCACUCUGCCCUACAUUUGCACUCAGAUCAUGACUAUAGUUGACCAGGAACAGAGUAAGGUCCUGUGGACUCCCCUUGGCUGCCCCUAGAGGGUGGAGGCCACCACUGCACCCUUCUCCCCUAGAGGGUGGAGGCCACCACUGCACCCUUCUCCCCUAGCCUAGGGUGAAGGCCACCACUGCACCCUUCUCCCCUAGCCUAGGGUGAAGGCCACCACUGCACCCUUCUCCCCUAGCCUAGGGUGAAGGCCACCACUGCACCCUUCUCCCCUAGAGGGUGAAGGCCACCACUGCACCCUGCUCCCCUAGAGGGUGAAGGCCACCACUGCACCCUGCUCCCCUAGAGGGUGGAGGCCACCACUGCACCCUGCUCCCCUAGAGGGUGAAGGCCACCACUGCACCCUGCUCCCCUAGAGGGUGGAGGCCACCACUGCACCCUGCUCCCCUUGGCUGCACCUAGAGGGUGAAGGCCACCACUGCACCCUGCUCCCCUUGGCUGCCCCUAGAGGAUGGAGGCCACCAUUGCACCCUGUUGCACUGCGCCUCUACCCUCUCCACUCACAACAAACACUAAAAAACCUUCCACACUAUACCUACAGGUACACUACAGUGAGCUACUACACAUGUAAACUAUAUAUUUUUGUUCUAUUGUUUUUAGAAUGUUGAUUUAACCAGAGCCUCCUCUUCUUCUCUGUGUAAUCUGUAGCAGGUUGGUAGCACUGACAGGUGGUGUUACACUUCAUUUGGUCUUCCCUAAGGGUUUUAGGUUGGUGUUUCUGUAAAGCUGCGUUGUAAGCAGCCGUUUACAGUUAACAAAUCAGUCUGAGUAUUGUUAUUAAAUGUUCUGCUGGAAUGUGUGUUAAACCCCCCUGACCCAGAAUCAGCCCUUAAAGCAAACCUAUGUACCAAAUGACAUCACCCUGUUUUACACACCCUGUUCAAUGACUGACAACUAAUAAUGUGGAAUAGUAACUGUGUGUGCGUAUGAGUCGUGUGUGUGUGUGUGUAUGAGCGAGAGAGUAAUAUUAUUGAUAAAUUGUAAUGACUUUGUUGGUUGAAUUGAAACAUGGUCUUUGAUAUUGGUAUGAAGUUGACGCCAUAUAAACGUUACCUGUAGAACAGAUAAACCUCUCCAAGCGAUAUCUGUCUUAUUGGUCUUCUGUCAAAAAUGUUUUAUCCAAAAGGUGAUUUUGGAUGGGUCAAAUCAAUCAAUAUUUUACAGCUUUCAAUCAGACCAAACUUUGAUGUGCAUCACGUGUGUAACUGUGUGUCAAUAAAUUCAAUUGUGUUUCUAUAGCAAAGCAAAAGCAAUGAAAAUCACACAUGGCAGUAGCGAAUGAUGUCUGGUCUACUCGUUGCGUUUCUAUGGUCACUGCACGGGAGUGGACAGUUUACGGGCUUAUCGGAAGUGCCUUCCGUUGGAGACAGGCCCCAUUCCUUACCAUUUCAGAUCUGAUGGAACAGGAUAAGAAGAAGCAAUAUGGAGGUAGAAGCUCCCCACUGCCCAUUGGAAGGCUAGCUGGAGACAUCACCAUGUUGUUUACACCCAUCUGGUACCUUCAGAUCUGCAAACACCAUAGAGUUAACAUUAGCGUUGCAAAAUUCCGGGAACUUUCACAAAAUUCCCUGGUUUUCCCGAAAUCCCACUAUAGAUCUGCAAACAAACACAAGAGCGUAUGACAAUAGCAAGGUUGUGAGAGUAGGCCAGACGGCGACCACCUCAGAAUGCACUCCAGGGCUAGACAGACCACUGUGUCUCCAUCACAUUAUCUGUCACAUAUUUAAAGACUAUAUAUGUGUGUGUGUGUGUGUACAUACCUCACAGGCACUUGAGUACCUCUAUGUAGGGCCUAUGGACUGUACAGUAUGCAGAUGAAUUAUUCUAUAGUACAUGUAUUUUGACUAGGUCUCAGGCCUAUGGAAGUUCAGUAGUCAUGUCUUAGCAGGUAUUAGCAUGUUUUUUUAAACUGUUUUGUUUUUGUUUUUAAAUGUACUCACAAACCAGAAAGACACCAUGGAGAAAAUGUGCAGGGUAAAAUCAUUCUUAACAUUUUUUGUUCUUAAUAAAACUGUUUAAAUGUUAGUGAUUUUUUUCAUUGUUAUUUAAUGUCUUUUUAUUUUUUUUUAUCUAAGAGGCACGAACACAUUCUCCUGCAUCCUAAUGUGCCAAAAUCCAGCAUGUCAGUUUUAUCUUUUUAUUUCUGUUUUGCACUUGUUAUUCUGUGGACCUUAACAAAUAGUUCCUAGGUUUCCCAGUAGACUUUAUAAAUAAAUAGGUACUAAUAUUAUAAUUUUUACUGUAACUAAUUCACAUUUUAAAUGUAUCACGUCAUUUCCUUACAUUUCAUUGGCCUUUUUGAUUCUUUAAUAACCUUGAUUAGAAAACAACAGACAGAUUGCUCCUCCAUAUUUACAUUCUCGAUGAAAAAGGGAUUUCUUGCACAGUUUUUCAAAGAAAAAUCGGAUCUGAAGUUUGACUAUUGGGCUAUAUGAUUAGGCAUAUUAAGUACAAUUGUAAUGUACCUUUUUUGGAGUAGAUAGAGAUAUGGUUUAGAAUGAGAAGAGGGAUACCAUGUGACAUGGUUGUAUUUCUAAGAAGAAUGACUAGCUGCCAGGUACUGUUCUGCGCUUUUCUUUAUUUUCUUUUUAAAAUAAUGUGAUUGGUAUCAAAUGUUGAGACAUUAACAUGAGAAUAAAAGUCAUUUUCUCUAUCACAACUA
Molecule: messenger RNA, 9260 nt
Organism: Coregonus clupeaformis (lake whitefish)
Lineage: Eukaryota; Metazoa; Chordata; Actinopteri; Salmoniformes; Salmonidae
Product: disks large homolog 5-like
Exons: 35
Coding region: 433-6630 (2065 amino acids)
Biological process (GO): regulation of apoptotic process
Molecular function (GO): protein binding
Source: RefSeq, a predicted model, not a curated record